AUGUUGCCAGACUAUGUGACAAAUUGUAUCCAUAAAAUUUCCAAAUCCGAAGGUUUCAUCGAUUAUCGUAUCGAAAUGAAGGAUUCUUCAAGUCAUGGGGAUAAUUUUAUGGGUAUCAUGAUUGCAACAAAAUUGUCUGGCACACGUAGUCAAAAUGGAACAGUCCAAUACUAUGAAUUGCAUUUACUGUGCAAAAUACCACCAAUGAAUGAAAUUCGACAAAAAAAAUUCAAUUCCUCAUUAGUAUUUGAACGUGAACUUUACACGUACACGAAAAUAUUGCCAGCAUUUAAGAAGGAGUUGAAAUCGGUUUGCUUUCUUGACUUUCAACUUGUUCACCACUCGGCGCCGGUAACGGAUUUAAUGUACAAUAUAUUCACAGGAACAGAUCAUGAAUUUCGUGCUCAACAUUAUGAGACGUUGUUGAAAACAUAUUAUACAUCAUUGAGCGAAACAAUAAAAAAACUCGGAGGUGAUCCUGAUAAAUUGUACACGUAUACAAAUUUUCGCAUGCAAAUGAAAAAAUUCGGUGAUUACGCAUUGCUGUUUGGUAUACUGCUGACAUUAUUUCGAAUCGCUAAAGCAAAGGAUGUAUCGAAUUUGGACGAAUAUGCUGAAUGUCAUGAACGAAAUGACAGUGUUGAAAUGCUUGGUAAAUUUGACGAUGACACUCAAGCUGAAUUUAGUCGAUUAAUGAAUGGCCUGCUCACUGAUGUUGUCGAUUACGGUUAUGUUAAAUGCGAAUGGACUUUUUCCAUAUGCUCACCGCCCACCGAUUGA
Messenger RNA from Contarinia nasturtii (swede midge), 780 nucleotides. RefSeq lists its product as uncharacterized. NCBI's taxonomy places the organism in Eukaryota, Metazoa, Arthropoda, Insecta, Diptera, Cecidomyiidae. The record is from RefSeq and is a predicted model, not a curated record. The transcript is spliced from 2 exons. The coding region runs from base 1 to 780 and encodes 259 amino acids.